CGAGCGACUGUCUGGUUACAGCAGCGAGGAUAUACUCGGCCGAGGCAGCCGCGAACUGUUUUACAGUAGCUCAGGAGACGAGACGGAAAAGAUGUUCGCCCAUGUUAAGAAGGCCAAGGCGUGGGAAGGACGCUGCUGCGUAAAAAAGAAAUCUGGUGACAUCAUCCGAGUGCGAUGCAGCGCUACUCCAGUUAUAGACCAGGACAGGCGUAUUGGACAGGUUGUGUAUACGUACGCUCCUCACUCAGAAGUCGAGGUGCUGGGAGACAUCCAGAACAGUGUCACUAGUCUGAAGGAUGCGGACCUACCGCCAUUACCAAACGACAUUUACUAUCGACGCGGGAGCGUGCGUUCACUCAUCAAUUAUACAGGUGACUUAAGAUCCAUGCGUAGUGAAGGUGGCGUGCGCGCCAUCUCGCGCCGGCCGUCCAUGGCCAGAAUACACUCCAUGACGAUAGAGGCACCGAUUACAAAGGUAGUGAACAUGAUCUAUAUGGCGCAGGACAAUUGUCCAAACACGGUGAUACCGAUCCUAGACAAGGUGAUCGACAUCCUACGCUCGUCGGAGCUGUAUUCCCCUUUCACGGAGAAUGUUAGCGAACAGGAUGAGAUGAGUAGCGAGUAUGUGGAAGGUCUCAUGUCGAGGACAAUGAGGAAGCAUUCGCAGCAGGGUCUCGCAUCGCCUGGUGGUGUGGGCACGGCAGUGAAUGCACGCUAUCCGUUGCCGCCGUCCGGUCCUCCGAUGUCACUGACGACGGCGUCCCCUGACAUUCGCGUCCUUAUCGAGAAGGACCAAACCUGGGAUAUAGAUGUGCUCGAGUUGGAGCGAAUAUCUAAUAAAAGGCCUCUUCUCUAUCUGGGGCUGAAGAUAUUUUCGAGGCUCGGCGUUGGCGAAUAUCUGCACUGUUCGGAGAGGGUGCUACAGACUUGGCUACAACUCAUAGAGCAAGGGUACCAUUCCACGAAUAGCUAUCACAACUCCACGCACGCGGCAGACGUGCUACAAGCUACAGCGUAUUUUCUCAGCAGAGACCGGCUAAAGGACACCCUGACGAAACAGGAUCAGGUUGGUUCUGUGAUAGCAGCAGCAAUACAUGACGUUGAUCACCCAGGAAGGACAAAUGUCUUCCUGGCAAACGCACAGGCUCCUCUCGCGUUGUGUUAUAAUGACAGAGCCAUAUUGGAGAAUCAUCACGCGGCGCAUGCCUUCCGAGUCACGCUGGCAGAUGAUUCGUGCAAUAUCUUCAAGAAUCUGCCCAUGGAUGAGUACAAGCAGCUUCGUGAGAUCAUCGUCGAUAUGGUACUCGCCACGGAGAUGACGAAACACUUCGAGCACGUGAACAAGUUUGUGACAAGCAUUAACACAUCUCGUGUCACCGACGACGACAGAAGCUCCGUGCUGAGCAGCCAUCUGGGGCAUGAGGUGGAUCUCAUGUCAUCAGAGAACCGAGCUCUUGUGAAGCGAAUGAUCAUCAAGUGUGCAGACAUCGCCAACCCAUGCCGUCCGCUCGCCCUGUGUAAGGAGUGGGCGAAUCGCAUUGCUGAGGAAUACUUCAGACAGACGACUGAAGAAAAAGAAAGAGGCCUACCCGUAGUAAUGCCCGUGUUUGACCGCAAUACUUGCAACAUCCCAAAGUCUCAGACAACGUUCAUGGAUAUCUUUAUAAUGAACACGUUCGACGCUUGGGACAAUUUUGCAGACGUAGGAGAACUGAUGGAGAACCUACAGGCGAACUACGACUACUGGCAAAGCGAGGCAGCUCUGAUAGCACGAAAGGCCGGGGAACAAAGAGCAGAGUCCCUGCAUUCAUCCUGAUUGCUGCGUCGUUCGUGCCACGUAAUAUCACGCAACACGCAGUUAUGACAACGGCCACCACGUUGGCGUGACCAUUUAGUCCAUGAACUAAUUAGUCUCCCAAUGUGUCCCGGUAAAUUUACCGUCGUCAUGGUAAUCGGGGCUCCUCGAAGUAUUACGAUGUUAAUAUCAUCGGUGUUGUAAUUAUUUCCAAGCGCCACUCACGUUACGUUUUAAUGUAACAAACAAUAAGAGUGAAUAUCAUUUCCGAGUGCGAAACGAAGAUCGAGACAGAUCAGAACGUCCAGGUUAGUGAAUAUGGGAAGCCAUGUUCAAGAUAUAUACAAAGGUGUACAUAGCCGCGAUGUGUUUUACUCGUAACCAAAGAAAGGAAUUUCUGGGCACGUAAUGUUGAGGUUUGUAAAUUUGUAUCGUCAACCAUUCUGUAUUGAGUGUAUAGCAGGUAGGGCCUAUACCGUGGUAAAGCUUUGCAGUGGUGUAGACUUGCUUUUACCCGUAUAGUCGUUACUCAGAAGUUAAUGAUUUUACUUGAUGAAAUUGUACAAUUUGUAUGUUGAUUUCGUCUUGUUAACAAUGGCCAUUAUACGUCUGGUUAUGCGUCUCAUAGACCAGGUCAGUUUUUAAGUAUAAUUAGGUAUUCUUACUAUUAUAGAUUUUUCUACAGACUCGGAGCAACUUGCGUGCAGUCCCAUCUGUAAUUCAUUCAUAAUUAAUUCAAGUAUCUGAAAAAAAAGUACGUAAUCUCGCAAGAGCGGAUCCAGCAAUGUACGAUGGGUGGUC
Molecule: messenger RNA, 2596 nt
Organism: Priapulus caudatus
Lineage: Eukaryota; Metazoa; Priapulida; Priapulimorpha; Priapulimorphida; Priapulidae
Product: high affinity cAMP-specific and IBMX-insensitive 3',5'-cyclic phosphodiesterase 8A-like
Exons: 15
Coding region: 92-1816 (574 amino acids)
Biological process (GO): signal transduction
Molecular function (GO): 3',5'-cyclic-nucleotide phosphodiesterase activity
Source: RefSeq, a predicted model, not a curated record